AAGACAAUAGCUUGUUUGUACUAACACUGUACUGUUCACUCUCUUCUCUCUCUUCUCUCUCUGUCACUCUAUCUGUGUCUUUGGAUUAUUUAGGAUUUUUGCCUUAAAAGAGUCAACACUCUGUUUCUUUGGAUCUGAGAUAAGAAAAAGAAAAAAGAAAGUUGAUAAAUUUUUCACUGAAAUCCUAGGUAUCUGUGCAUAACUUAAUAGUGGAGUUAAGGGGAACAACAUGCCUUGGUUGAAUCGAUCAGUUGAUGUGUUCCGCAAUGUUUUACGAUUGAAUUUGUAUUGCAGGGUUAUUCUGUAAAUCUCUACUCAUAGAAAACCUUAAUCUUCAGACACUUGGCUUGUCAUUCUUUUCAAAUCAUUCAUGGGAUCCAUUUAUUAUCUUGUUUACCUUCGUGAGAUUAGUAGAAUUAGCUGAGAUACUAGGAAAACUUACUUCAAGUAGAAGCUCUAUUUGUUAGUCUCUUGCUUUUAUCCUCCUCAGUCUGUAUCCUGUUUUGUAGUUGCUAAACCAAUCAAUACGUAUUUUUCAGAUCAAACUUACCAUUUUCUUCCUUCCUUCUAAUAGAUAUUUGUUUGAGCCAUUAAUAUAUCUGAUUAGAUCAAGUGAGGGGUCAAAAGAAGUUAUGGUUUUCCAAGCAGCUAGUCAAACAAGAUUUCGGGCGUUAAAGUAUGAGAAUGGAAUUGCUGGAAAACCAACCAUUAUAGUCAGAGUCAUUGCAUGCUAUCAACCAUUGCAGGAUUGCCAGGCUGAAUACUUCCGUCAUUUGCUUAAACCCGUCACGUAGAUUGAUUAGGCGCUCGUGUUAUAUUAUCAAGCUGGAAUUUGUAGUUUUUCCUUUUUCUUCUGUUGUUCCUGAAAAAAGCAGCUAAGUGAUUCCAUAUAGCAUAUUGCAGCUCAAAUCAAGAUUAUUAUUUUGGUUGGAUGGUUAAGGCCAACAACUCGUGGCUCUUCCCGCCGCAUGAAACUUGGGAAUUGUCAGAUUUCAAUUGCAUGAGCACAUCAUUAGAGCCUGUUCAACCAGGAUGUCUGCCAGCAUUUGUGAGCCAUGGCACGCCCACAAAUAUGAUGAUGCCCAGAAUUUCAGUCCCAACUUAUCCAAGUCUGAGGACACAACAAAGCAUUGGAGCCCAAGGGCUGCCUCAAAGUAAGGCCCCUCCUUUCCAUCAAGUGCUUCCUGCUAUUGAUUCAUAUCCCAAAGAAAGCUUACCUGCGUUCAAUUAUGGAUUUUCUGGGGAGAGUGCACUAAAUGCAGUCCCUGCAUGCCAGCGGAAAUUCGUUAUCUUUGACCAGUCUGGGAACGAAACAAAGUUAAUAUAUAGUUCCUUUUUUCCUACUGGUGCAAAACCUACUAUAGCUGCUUCAAGACCAACUGCCGGUUCUUAUUUACGCAGUGAAGAACAUGCAGCUAAACUUGAUGGAAUCAAUCUAAUAAUGCCGAAGUUGCAAGAAGUAUCAGAUGAGAAUUACUUCAGUGGUGAAGAAAGUGAGAUGCAUGAAGACACUGAAGAAAUUGAUGCCUUACUUUACUCAGAUGACAAUGAUGAUGAUUAUGAUGAUGAUGAAGUAAUAAGCACUGGUCACUCUCCCUCUCUGAUUAGAAAUUAUGGGAUGCAAGGACAAGUAGAAGAAAUAACUGAGGAAGUUACUGAUUCCGCUGGACAAAACAAAAGGCAAAAAUUACUAGAUGGUGGGUACAAAAGAUCAUCACUAACCGACACUGCUAGCUCGACAAAAGUGGCCAUGGCUCAUGGAUAUGAUUGUGAUGAUGCAGAAUCUAGCUGUGCUAUUGGCCAAAAUCACAAAGAGUUAAGGCUGGCCAUUUUAGGCAAAGAGCAAUUGAAAAAGGAUAAGAUUCGCUCAACAUUGAAAAUUUUGGAGAGCAUAAUCCCUGGUGUGAAGGACAAGGAUCCAUUGUUGGUCCUUGAUGUAGCUAUAGAUUACUUGAAGUCUUUGAAGCUCAGUGCCAAAACACUAGGAGUAAACUACAGUUAAAUUUCAUUCCCUCCUUCAAAUAGUAGUAUGUUGGCUAGUGGGUGGAAGGAAGAAUGAAAAAGAGAAAAAAAAGAAGCAGCAAUCCAGGAAUUCUUCUUGGCUUGAAUGAUUAAUUAGUUUGAAAUCACUAUAUUAGCUUUUUUCUCAUGUGGGGUUCCUUUUCAACGUUUUUUUUUCCUCAAGAGCUGUAUAUAAUGUGCCAAUAAAAGGAAAGUGGUGGGUUGAUGAUGUGCAGUUUGCUUGCAGGGGUUGGAGGAGAAGAAAAAAUGUAGUUUUGUUUUGUUGACCAGAAAUGAUUAUCCUUUAGCUUUAUUGGAGAUUAAAGGUUAACAAAAGUCACAAAGAUUAGAGCGCAUGGGUUGACGCUAGUGGUGGGCUGUGGUGUAUGUGAGGACUUUUUUUUCCUCAAGUGUUGAGACCCCCUAUGGAUUUAGUGCAUGCGCGUUGGGUAAUUCUGGUCCCACUACGCACCCUCUGCCUCUCUCUCUCUCUCUCUCUCUCUCUCUUUCUUUUCUCUGAUUUUAUGCAUUUGUCUUCCUCUUUUCUGCCCUGAUACAGAUAAUGUUGGUAUUAAACCCUCUAUUAAAGUACCAAGAAAGUUUUAGAUAUGGAAGAAUACUGUGGACAAGCAUGGUAUCUUGCUAUGAAUUGUUGGGCUCCACCUCUUUGAUCAGAUCUUCAUUUACUUUAACUACGGUACUUUGUACAGUAUGUUGUGGGCAUGUGAAGAUGGUUAUCAAGUGAAAGUCCUUGGUAACCAAGGUGGGAUUAUCAGCUUUGUGUGUAUUAUUACCAGUUGUGGGUGUGAGUUUGGUGGUUUCUUUUAUGUAGUAUUGAGAGAUGGAGUUGAAUAAUGUGUUUCAUCUUGGCUGUUUGCUCUUUUGUUUUUCUUCCUGUUGUCUUAUUUAUGAAUGUUUUAUUUGUGUCUUUAUUGAAAAGAGAACAUGAUGUGCUGUGAUUUUCUUUUAAUAAUAUAGAGCUAUGGUUUUUUCUUGU
Ricinus communis (castor bean) is the source of this 2998-nucleotide messenger RNA. RefSeq names its product transcription factor bHLH143. NCBI's taxonomy places the organism in Eukaryota, Viridiplantae, Streptophyta, Magnoliopsida, Malpighiales, Euphorbiaceae. The record is from RefSeq and is a predicted model, not a curated record. The coding region runs from base 932 to 2002 and encodes 356 amino acids. Gene Ontology annotation, molecular function: protein dimerization activity. The transcript is spliced from 4 exons.